AUGUCGGCAUCCGUACAGGACUUCCAGCUUGCCGCUUUGGCCGCCGGCUUCACGAUUGGAUUUGGGUUCUUGACAGUAUGGGAGGCUGUCAAGCAGACACGGAGGAACCACAGCCCGCUACGGUCUGCCUACAUCUACAUGAUAUGGGGGGAGAUUUUUGUCAACGUGGUUAUUGGCAUCAUCGGAUGGCUGUUCUUGAACGACAGGCUCGGGCCAACUGUUCCAGUCCUAUUCUUCAUUCUGUUCUUCUGGGUCUUCGAGGUCCAGCUGCUUAUGCAAAUUAUCAUCAACCGUAUCGCUCUCAUUGCAGAACACCGGAGUACCAUCCGUAACCUAAAAUGGGGCACAGUGAUACUCAUCACUGCCAUCAACAUCGCCGUCUUCUGUAUCUGGAUCCCAUCUCACACCGUCCCUCCGAUCAGCGAGACAUACGUCAAGAUCAACAAUGUCUGGGACAAGAUCAGCAAGGUCCUUAUCCUAAUCGUCGACGCGGGCUUGAACUGGUACUUCCUGCGAACCGUCAAGAUCAGGCUAGUGGAACAACACGGUCUCACCAAAUACGCGCCCCUCGUAGGCUUCAACGGCAAGCUCAUGAUCGUAUCCAUCGCCAUGGACGCCCUCCUCAUCGGCCUCAUGUUCCUCAAAAACCAGGUCGUAUACAUCCAAUUCCACCCCGUCGUCUACAUUGUCAAGCUCAACAUUGAAAUGUCCAUGGCCUCCCUCGUCGUCCGCCUCGCCCAAGGAAAACAAAGCGACAUGAGCCCCGAAGAGUUCCACAGCUCUUCUGGCCCGGGCUCGCACUCCCGAUCCGCCGUGCUCUCGCACCAGCCAAACUCCAUGCACUUGACUAACCGGUCUAAGCGCAAUACGACGAAUGCGCGCAGCCCGGGACUCAGCAAGAUCGAUAGCGAUGAUAGCUUGGAUCUGGGCGGUAUUCAGUGUACCACGGAUCUGCGCAUCACGCAUGAGGAUCGGAAGGAUUAUGUGGACAGGAAGGACUUUGUGGAGGGCAGUUCGAGGAGUAGUAAUGACGCGCCGGCGCCGAGUGUAUUUGGGGAUGAGACACCGUUGCAUAAGCAGGGCAUGAGGGUGCAAGAGAGGGAGGUGUAG
Molecule: messenger RNA, 1110 nt
Organism: Alternaria burnsii
Lineage: Eukaryota; Fungi; Ascomycota; Dothideomycetes; Pleosporales; Pleosporaceae
Exons: 2
Coding region: 1-1110 (369 amino acids)
Source: RefSeq, a predicted model, not a curated record